Messenger RNA from Felis catus (domestic cat), 1577 nucleotides. RefSeq names its product single stranded DNA binding protein 3 (gene SSBP3). Gene Ontology annotation, cellular component: nucleus. The record is from RefSeq and is a predicted model, not a curated record. Gene Ontology annotation, molecular function: protein binding; single-stranded DNA binding. Bases 130 to 1320 code for a protein of 396 amino acids. NCBI's taxonomy places the organism in Eukaryota, Metazoa, Chordata, Mammalia, Carnivora, Felidae. The transcript has 18 exons. Gene Ontology annotation, biological process: positive regulation of transcription by RNA polymerase II.
GAGGAGAGCGCGAGCGGGCGAGCGAGCGAGGCCGGGGAGGGGGCCGGGAGCGAGGGGACAGCUCGGGAGCAGCCGGAGCGGUAGCGGCGGCGGCGGCGGCGAGGCUCGGCGCCCUCUUCUCUGCAAACCAUGUUUGCCAAAGGCAAAGGCUCGGCGGUGCCCUCGGACGGGCAGGCUCGGGAAAAGUUAGCUUUAUACGUCUACGAAUAUUUACUGCACGUAGGAGCACAGAAAUCUGCACAGACCUUCUUGUCAGAGAUUCGAUGGGAAAAAAACAUCACGUUGGGAGAACCGCCUGGGUUUUUGCACUCGUGGUGGUGCGUAUUUUGGGACCUUUACUGUGCAGCUCCUGAAAGGCGAGACACUUGUGAACAUUCGAGUGAAGCAAAAGCCUUUCAUGAUUACAGCGCAGCAGCCGCCCCGAGCCCCGUGCUUGGCAACAUUCCCCCCAACGACGGGAUGCCGGGAGGCCCCAUCCCGCCAGGUUUCUUUCAGGGUCCUCCGGGGUCACAGCCCUCGCCGCACGCACAGCCUCCACCUCACAAUCCCAGCAGCAUGAUGGGACCCCACAGUCAGCCUUUUAUGUCACCGCGAUACGCAGGCGGCCCCAGGCCCCCGAUCAGAAUGGGAAACCAGCCUCCAGGAGGAGUUCCUGGGACCCAGCCACUGCUGCCCAAUUCCAUGGAUCCCACCCGACAACAAGGGCACCCCAACAUGGGAGGAUCAAUGCAGAGAAUGAACCCUCCCCGAGGCAUGGGACCCAUGGGGCCCGGCCCACAGACUGACCCUUGGUUAUCGUUGCAGAAUUACGGCAGCGGCAUGAGACCACCACCCAACUCCCUCGGCCCCGCCAUGCCCGGGAUUAACAUGGGCCCGGGAGCUGGCAGACCCUGGCCAAAUCCUAACAGUGCUAACUCAAUUCCAUACUCCUCCUCAUCACCUGGUACCUACGUGGGACCUCCUGGCGGUGGUGGCCCCCCAGGAACACCCAUCAUGCCUAGUCCUGCAGAUUCAACAAAUUCCAGUGACAACAUCUACACAAUGAUUAAUCCGGUGCCGCCUGGAGGCAGCCGGUCCAACUUCCCGAUGGGUCCAGGCUCGGACGGCCCGAUGGGAGGCAUGGGCGGCAUGGAACCACACCACAUGAACGGAUCGUUAGGGUCAGGUGACAUAGAUGGACUUCCAAAAAAUUCUCCUAACAACAUAAGUGGCAUUAGCAAUCCUCCAGGCACCCCUCGAGACGAUGGUGAGCUAGGAGGGAACUUCCUCCACUCCUUCCAGAAUGACAAUUAUUCUCCAAGCAUGACGAUGAGCGUGUGAUCCCCUCCUCUUCUCCGAGACGCUGAGAGAGCCGGCAUUGCAGGCGGGAAGAUGCCAGAAAUUAUGCAAGAAGAAGUGAGGUGUCAUUACCCACGAGCUGGGGGAGGGGCGUCUCCCUGCUCCCCCUCAGCCCCCACCCUCCUCCUCCAGUCCCCCCCACCUGUCCCAAUUUUAGUUUCAUGCAAUAAAAAGGCCGAACUUUUUAUUCCAUAAAACAUGAAGGACAAAACUCAAAAUAAAAAUAUAUUUCAAGUCAA